AUGACAGCGCUCCCAUCUGGUGCCGUGACUCGCACAUUCAGCCGACUGAAAUAUGUUCAGCUCGAGGCCGAGAAGAUCGCCGAGACCCUCGAAAAAGACGAGGAAGAGAACGGAAACCAGUUCUUCAUUCUACUCCAAACAACCCCUCGUAUCUCGGAGCGACUCUUCGAGGAUCAUGAUUGUUUGAAGGGUGUGAACUACCGGUUUGAGUUUGAAGGUAGUACAGGUAUUUUGCGCGUGAUACCAGGGUAUCACCAUGAAUAUACCACCUCGGCACUCGUGCAGAGAGUCACUCUGCAACUGACCAGCAUGGGACUAACUGAUGAAUAUUAUUGGGGCGGAGCGACGCGAUAUAAAUCCUUAUCACGGGGCCAAAGAGGGAGACCAAGUUUUCAGCCCCUCUGCACGUUGCCCUUCUAG
This is a messenger RNA of Penicillium psychrosexuale, 420 nucleotides long. RefSeq lists its product as uncharacterized. The record is from RefSeq and is a predicted model, not a curated record. NCBI's taxonomy places the organism in Eukaryota, Fungi, Ascomycota, Eurotiomycetes, Eurotiales, Aspergillaceae. The transcript has a single exon. The coding region runs from base 1 to 420 and encodes 139 amino acids.